Molecule: messenger RNA, 3293 nt
Organism: Oryzias latipes (Japanese medaka)
Lineage: Eukaryota; Metazoa; Chordata; Actinopteri; Beloniformes; Adrianichthyidae
Source: RefSeq, a predicted model, not a curated record
ACUAAGGUCCAGUUAAGCAGGUUCUAUGUUUCUUUUUCAAUAAAGUUUCUGCAUCUGACCCGGAAGUAAACCUCACGUGGCGCUAACAGUUAGCUUGUUAGCAGGCUAACAGCGUUAGCUUGUGUUGAGAAGACGGCUUUGUUUUCUUGGGACGUUUAUGAGGUUUUUGGACAGAAAGGACGAUACGUGGUUCGUGUGGGAACUCCUAGCAUUUUCCAAAGUGUCGUAAAUGAGUGAAGAAGUUUUUUUUAAAUUGAAAAAGACAUUGAGGUUAACAGUUUGAGACAAUUGUGUUGAACGGAAAGACAACGUGGAUUGCUGUGAAUGUGAUUUGUGAGACUAGCAGAUGAUCGAUGAUCGGAGCUGCAGUGAAGAGGACGGCGGUGUUUGUGGGAGUUGGAGCUGAAGAUCGGAGCAGGAACCAUGUCUUCAGAACCUCAGGAAGGUUCUGUCAGAGAACAACUUUCUGCUGCUGAAGGAACCAUCGUCCAGAACGAGGAGGAGCUCUGUCGUCAGCGCAGACUGCUGGAUAUCAGCUGGAACCCGCAGCUUCAGCUACACAUCGCAGUCCUCCCCCAGCAUUGGACGACUGAAGAAGAAGAUCUCUGCAACCAGCAGAUGAACUUCAUAGUGGAACAAGAGGAACUAGAACCUCCACAAAUUAAAGAGGAACAGGAGAAACUACAACCUCCACAGAUUAAAGAGGAACCAGAGGAACCAGAACCUCCACAGAUUAAAGAGGAACCAGAGGAACUCUGCAUCAGUCAGGAUGAAGAAGGAAAUCAACAUGAAGAAUCAACAUCAACUACAAAUGAAGAGACAGACCCACAGAAUAGAGAUCAGAGGAAGAGAAGAGACAGAAGUCAUGUCCAAAGUCUGGACAGCUCUCACACAUCAGAAGUCCUCCCCCAGCAUUGGGUGACUGAAGAGGAAGAUCUCUGCAACCAACAAAGGAACUUCAAAGUGGAGCAGGAGGAACAAGAACCUCAACAUUUUAAAGAGGAGCAGGAGGAACAAGAACCUCCACAUUAUAAAGAGGAGCAGGAGGAACAAGAACCUCCACGUUAUAAAGAGGAGCAGGAGGAACAAGAACCUCCACAUUAUAAAGAGGAACCAGAGGAGGUCUUCAUCAAUCAAGAUGAGGAGCACCUUGAUAUGAAGCAGGAGGCCGAUACCUCGAUGGAGAUUCUUACACAAUUUUCCUGUAAAGAAUGUGAAAAAAGUUUUUGUAACAGAUUUAGUCUCAAGAGACACAUGAGAACUCACACAGGAGGGAAGACUUUUUCUUGUAAAGAAUGCAAAAAAAGUUUUAAGUGUGUAUCUCAUCUCAAAACGCACAUGAGAGCUCACACAGGACAAAAGCCUUUUUUUUGUGAAGAAUGCGAGAAACGUUUUGGUACUGUAUCUCAUCUCAAAACACACAUGAGAAUUCACACAGGAGAAAAGAAUUUUUCUUGUGAAGAAUGUAAAAAAAGUUUUAGUACUGUCUUUAAUCUCAAAAGGCAUAUGACAACUCAUUCAGGAGAGAAGCCUUUUUCUUGUGAAGAAUGUGAUACAAGUUUUAGUACUGUCUCUAAUCUCAAAGCACACAUGAGAACUCAUACAAGAGAAAGGCCUUUUUAUUGCGAAGAAUGUGAAAAACGUUUUCGUACUGUAUAUCAUCUCAAAACACAUAUGAUAACUCACACAGGAGAAAAGCCUUUUUCUUGUGAAGAAUGUGAAAAAAGUUUUAGAACUGUAUUUCAGCUUAAAAUACACAUGAGAAGUCAUACAGGAGAAAAGCCAUUUUCUUGUGAAGAAUGCGAAAAAAGAUUUCGUACUCUAUCUCAUUUCAAAACACACAUGAAAUCUCACACAGGAGAAAAGCCUUUUUCUUGUAAAGAAUGUGACAAAAGUUUUAUUGAUAUGUAUAGUCUCAAAAGACACAUGAGAUUUCACACAGGAGAAAGGCCUUUUUCUUGUAAGGAAUGUGAAAAAAGGUUUGGUGAUAUAUCUCAUCUCAGAAAGCACAUGAGAACUCACACAGGAGAAAAGCCUUUUUCUUGCACAGAAUGUGAAAAAGGUUUUUGUGUUGUAUCUGAUCUCAAAAGACACAUGAGAACUCACACAGGAGAAAAGCCUUUCUCUUGUAAGGAAUGUGAAAAAAAGUUUGGUGAUAUAGCUUAUCUCAGAAAGCACAUGAGAACUCACACAGGAGAAAAGCCUUUUUCUUGUACAGAAUGCGAAAAAAGUUUUUGGAAAAUAUAUGAUCUCAAAAUACACAUGAGCACUCACACAGGAGAUAAGCCUUUUUCUUGUACAGAAUGUGAAAAAACUUUUAGUUGUAGCAGUCAUCUCAAAACACACAUGAAAACUCACACAGGAGUAAAGCCUUUUGCUUGUACAGAAUGUGAAAAAAGUUUUAGUAAAAUACAUAAUCUUAAAAUUCACAUGAGAGCUCACACAGGAGAAAAGCCUUUUUCUUGUAAGGAAUGUGAAAAAAGUUUUAGUUGUACCAGUCAUCUCAAAACACACAUGAGAACUCACACAGGAGAAAAGCCUUUUGCUUGUACAGAAUGUGAAAAAAGUUUUACAAAAAUACAUAAUCUCAAAAUUCACAUGAGAGCUCACACAGGAGAAAAGCCUUUUUCUUGUAAGGAAUGUGAAAAAAGUUUUAGUUGUAGCAAUCAUCUCAAAAGACACAUGAUAACUCACACAGGAGAAAAGCCUUUUUCUUGUGAAGUAUGUGAAAAAAGAUAUAGUACUUUAUUUCGUCUCAAAACACACUCAAUCACUCACAGAGGAGAUAAACCUCUGAAAAUGUGAAUGUUUUAAAUUACGUUUUUAAUGUUUAAAACUAAUGACCUCUAGGUCCUCGUCCUGAAUGCAGGUUAUGUGAGUUACUACAGUAAAUUUGAGGGAAAUGAAGCAGAUAAUCUCAGCUUUCGGUUCCAAAAACGGAGGUAUGUUUCAGGGUAUGUCAAGUUGCCAUAGCAACUUGUGCUAUAAACAUAACCUGGUCUGGAGCAGGUUUAGUUGAAAGUUAGUUUGGUGUCAGAAAGGUGACAGAGCAUGGCGGACCCAUUUGAAGCUUAUUGAUUAUUGAAGACCGGUUUGAUGUCUAGCAAAAUACUCAUAGACCGGUACGUUAUAUGUGACUGACACAUGCUGCAGCAACGCUGCAAUAAAGGCAGAGACACGUGAUAUGACAUACUCUGAACUUUUAUUUUGACAUGCUAAACAUUGUACAUCGCACAGGUGUCGUCAUCCUCUCCCCUUCCCACACUCAUGGUGCUAAAAAGAAGUAAACACAA